Messenger RNA from Strongylocentrotus purpuratus (purple sea urchin), 3738 nucleotides. Its product is annotated as arginine--tRNA ligase, cytoplasmic. Bases 290 to 2287 code for a protein of 665 amino acids. Gene Ontology annotation, molecular function: arginine-tRNA ligase activity; ATP binding. Gene Ontology annotation, cellular component: cytoplasm. NCBI's taxonomy places the organism in Eukaryota, Metazoa, Echinodermata, Echinoidea, Camarodonta, Strongylocentrotidae. Gene Ontology annotation, biological process: arginyl-tRNA aminoacylation. The record is from RefSeq and is a predicted model, not a curated record. The transcript is spliced from 15 exons.
AGCGCACAUGUAGGUAGGUACGUGUAGGCGCGGCAGAACCAACACAUAUUUGAGCUUAUGGGGCUGAGGCGCGCUGUUGCAACACAUUCACUGGGUAUUUCACCGUACUUCUACUUCUACUACUUGUCAAAGCCUGUUCAGCAUCUAGACAAGGGUGAUCUUUGCCGAAGGUGGACGGCUUGUGUAAAUUUGUGCCGAAAUAUAUACAAAUCCGUAACGUUUUUGCACUGCUACUUUAUUUUGAAGAUUAAGAAGAACAGCCUGGAAGAUUAAGAAGAACAGAUAAAGAAUGGACAGCCUGGUUGAAAAGUUGACAUCUCGAGCCUCUCAACAAGAGUCUCAAAUUGCCGAGCUGAAGCAACAGAUUCAAGAGCUUCAGAAUGGUGGCGUUGAGGAUUGGGAGCAGGUUCCUCCAGAACUUGAGAAACUCCAGACGGAGAAUCAGAAGCUCAAGUACCGCAUUUCGCAUCUAAAGAGGAGCAUUGUCGAGGAGGAGUCCCAAGGUGGCGAUGCAGCUGGAAACAAUGUAUGCGGCAAGCUAACUGAGAUCUUCAGGACUGCCCUUCGUGUUGCGUACCCAGCCCUCACCAAUGCCCCUGUCGCAGUACAGCCCAGCCAGGUGGAGAAGUUUGGAGACUACCAGUGCAACAGUGCAAUGAUCAUUGCUCAGCAACUGAAGGCCCAGGGCUCUCCAGUCUCUCCAAGAGUCGUUGCCCAGCAGAUCCAAGCAAACAUCCCUUCAAAUGAUGUCAUUGAAAAGGUGGAUAUUGCAGGACCGGGUUUCAUCAACAUCCACCUCAAGAAAUCCUUCAUCACCCCCCUCGUCACCGGGAUCUUGACCCAAGGGGUGCUUCCUCCACCCCUCAGUAAGAAGAGGAAGGUCGUCAUUGACAUGUCCUCUCCCAACAUCGCCAAGGAGAUGCACAUAGGUCACCUGAGGUCAACUAUCAUCGGAGAGAGCAUCUCCCGGCUCAUGGAGUUCGUAGGACAUGAUGUGUUGAAGGUAAACCAUCUUGGAGACUGGGGCACUCAGUUUGGCAUGCUCAUCACCCAUCUUGCCGAUCAGUUUCCUAACUAUCUCAACGAGUCUCCUCCCAUCCAGGACCUUCAGAAGUUUUACAAGGAAUCUAAGGUGAGGUUUGAUGGAGAUGAAGAAUUCAAGAAGAGAGCUUACAAGAUGGUGGUCAGACUCCAGGGUGGUGAGCCAAGUAUCAUCAAGGCUUGGGAACUCAUCUGUGAUAUCUCAAAGACAGAAUUCAACAAGAUCUACGCCCGUCUUGAUGUGAAGAAUCUAAUCCCAAGAGGAGAGUCCUUCUAUCAAGAGAGGAUGAAUGUGGUGGUGCAGAAGCUGGAGGCAGGAGGACACUUGGAGUUUGACGACGGCAGAAAGAUCAUGUUCACCCCUGACAGCGCAGUGCCUCUGACUAUUGUCAAGUCUGACGGAGGCUACACCUACGACACGUCGGACAUGGCUACCCUCUACCAAAGAGUGCAUGAGGAUAAGGGUGAAAGGCUCAUAUAUGUGGUGGACGCGGGGCAGGCAACUCAUUUUGAUGCCAUCUUCAGUGGAUGUCGCAAGCUUGGAUGGUAUGAUCCCAACAACGUCAGGAUAGAGCAUGUCAGCUUUGGUGUAGUCUUGGGAGAGGACAAGAAGAAGUUCAAGACCCGCUCCGGAGAUGUAGUUAAACUGGUAUCGCUCCUGGAUGAAGGAUUGAGGCGAUCAUUGGAAACACUCAAGGAGAAGGGUAGAGAUAAGGUACUGACGGCUGAAGAACUCAAAGCAGCCCAGGAGUCUGUAGCUUAUGGAUGCAUCAAGUACGCUGACCUUAGCCAUCGUAGGACCAACGACUACAUCUUCUCAUUCGAUAAGAUGUUGGAAGACAAGGGGAAUACGGCCGUCUAUCUUCUCUAUGCUUACACCAGGAUCAGGUCGAUCUCUAGGAAAGCCGAGGUGCUGGCCGAGACCCUGAAGGAGGCUGCCAAGACCACGUCCAUCCCCGUCGAGCACCCCAAGGAAUGGAAGCUAGCAAAGUGCCUUGCAAGGUUCCCUGAGGUCAUCUCCCGCACGCUGGACGACCUCUUCAUCCAUGGCAUCUGUGAUUAUCUGUACGAGGUGGCCAACACGUUCACAGAGUUCUACGAAGUCUGCUAUUGCAUCGUGAAGAAUAAACAGACAGGAGAAAUCGAGAGUGUUGACACAGGUCGCCUGCUGCUUUGUGAAGCUACCGCGGCCAUCAUGGCCAAGUGCUUUGAUAUUCUAGGACUACACCCUGUGGAGAAGAUGUAGAAUUUAAUGUUUUUGCCAUAUAUUUUUUUCGGGGCUUUAUGUAAGGAAAACUAAAUCCAAGUAACCCUAAGCUGGUAAUAUCAUUAUAGAAUAUCAUGUUUAAAAAAUUUCUUGAACUUUCCAAAUUUUGUACUUUCCUCCUUUGCCAUUUUAAUAAUAGUCACCAGUUAAAUGCAUAGCAAUAGUUUCUGAUCAUUUCAGUAAUUCAUUCAAUUGAAUGGAUAUUCUCUAAUAACAUGGAGUAACACGAUGUCUGCCAUUUUGCUUAGACAGUUUCAUUCCUUAUGCAACACCAUAUCCAUUCUAUGCAGAUCAGUUGAUACGUAUACCCUCUGAGAUCAGUGUUUUAAUUAAACUGGCAACUUGCUUGGUAAGAAGGAAACUACAAACUUUGAAAAGGUUGAUUUAUCAAAAUGUGAACUCCCUUUAGGUUUAAAUAUUACAAAACCGAAAUUUGUAUUUUGUUGUAGUAAUUUUGAUAUAUUUACGAUUCUUGCUACAUUGUAUGACAUUCUUCUCUUUUAAUCGAGUCAGGGACAUCUAAUUGUGAUGAGUAAUAUAUGCUUUUAUCUUGUUUUUUCAGAAUCAACCUUUAAACUAAAAUAAAACUAAAACCUAUUUUGUAUCGAGAUCCAACCUUUGUUGAAAAUAAUAGUAACCAAGUAACACAUUUGAAAUAAUUUCUUAUAAUUAUUCUCUUCAAGAUUUUGCUCUGAAUAGUGAAUUCCCAUUUAACCUUUCAAAAUUACAUUGUAUCUGUCUGGUUUGGCAUACCAAACUAGGAAAACCUAUGGCUAUACAAAACAAGAAUAGAUGAAAUGAUUCAUCAGAAAGGGUUGUAGUAUAAAGAAAAUCUUUUGACGAGAAGAAUUUGGUGUCAAUUGAUAUUUCAUUAGUAAGCUAUGUUUAUCAAAUUGUGUUGGUUACAAGCAGCCAAAAAUUAUUGGCAGGAUUAUGUAAACACACCCUCAAUCAUGUCUAUUGAUCUUCAAACUAUUCAGACUAUUGAAGAAGUUCGGGCGAAUAGGGGUGACAACCUUUUUGCCAAUGAGUUAGAAGUCAUUUAACCCAAUAAGCCAUAAGUCUUUGUGAAGUGCCUCAAUACAAAUUAUUAAGUCACCUGGUUAGAAUAAUAAUAUUUUGAUAGUCGGAAUGCAAACUGCAUAUAUUAAGUGUUGCUAGGUAGGUCAUCCAUAAUGUUUGACCAACCUGGCAACAAUGAAUGUAUUCAUUUUGGUCUAUUGAAAUACUAUUAUUCUUAUCAGGUGAAUGAAAUAAUUAAAGUGGGACUUCAGUACUUGCCCCCUUUAUAUAGCCAACAAUGAUUAAGCUGUCCCCCAUUUCUGUCAUUCAGAGUGAUGUGAUAACCACCUGGCCAAACUACUGCAGAGGUUUCUAAAACGCAGUCAGAAAUUUUGAAUACAUUACUAUGAAAAAUAAAACAAAAUUCA